UGUGCCAGCCAAGAGCUAUUUCAUAUAAUAUUUGCCUGAUAUCUGUUUGCUCAGGGGGGGAUUUCCCACUUAUGUUUCUUCAGAUCUCUGAGAAGGACUCCCUUUUGUUUUCUGUGACCUGAAAAGAGCAUGCUUUGUUUUUGAAUGCCCUGACAAGGACUCCCUUUCCUCCCACACCCUAAGCAGAGGGUGCUUUUCUGCCACUAGUGUUCCCCACUAAUUUUCCACAAGACUGCAGGCCUUCCUUCCUGUCACCUCCUGGGGCCUCCUCCCCCUCCCUGCACAGACACAACAUAGAGGGAAAGGCAGGCACAUGCAUCCUCCCUACAUUAGCAUAGUUCAGGGUUACCAGGUUGGCAGGUUUUCUGUAAAAUUGAGCUACUAAUUUAAAGCUCAGGUGGGUUUGUACUAGCCAACAUUUUUCCCUCUAGUGUACCUCUCAACACUUUUAAAAAGCAAUGUUGUUGGUACAGGGAGUUCUUAGAAAUGAAGUACCUAAUCACCUUACAGUAAAUUACCUUUGGUACAAAUUGACAUUUGUGUGUAUUUCUCUUGAAUUAUUACAGUUGUUCCCCUGUGGAGGUUUAAGGGUUUCCUCCAGAAACAGAACCUUGUGUGUAGGCGACAAGUCUUCCCUCAUCUCUAAAGAGCACAGGGGAAUCCUCUGUGCAUAGAUUUACUAUGAAUCUACUCUAUACUCACGUGGGCGGCAGCUAUGAGAGAUAUUGUUGAGGUAGGCACAUUUUUUCCUCAAAGGGGUUUUUUCUCUUUAUGGGGGUGGUUUGAUCUUCCCUAGACAUAAGCCUUUGUAGUGAGGGCUUCGUUAUCAGUUCAUGAUAUAAGCUGACAAAAUAUUAUGCAGUUUGCUAAAUGUAUUCACCUCAUCUGAAGAAAGAGAUAUGGAAAUCAGCAAUAAAGAUGUAAUGGUUUUAGGUGGGCAAAACGGUAAUGAAUCUCAAGAUGCCGUUAAACCAUUUGGCACUCAGAUUGAAAAUGAAAGGUGUGAAAGUAUGGAGCUUAAUACAGCUAUCUGUAUGCAGAUUCAGAGGAACACUAUGUUGAAGAAAGGGGAAGAUACUCAGUCUGUGUCCAAACACCAAGCACGUUUUCCCAUUACUCUAUGUUCCCUUAAGAUUUUAAAAGAGGCAGAGCCAUCCUGUGAUCUCCAGGCACCAGAAAGUGAGUGCCUUAGGCAAACACCGAAGAACAGUAUGGCUAUUGAGGCCUAUCAACAGAAAAUCUAUAUGUUGGAGAAACAGAAGGCAGAGCUGCUUCACGUGAACAGGCAGUGGGAUCAACAAUUUAGAAAAAUGAAAUUGGUUCAUGAAACAAUGGUCUCACAACUGAAAUUGAAAUCAUCUUCAUGUCAAGGAGAAGACAUAUUUAAAGAAGAGAAGCCUUUAAAGAAUAAUAAGCAGUUGAAAGAGGGAGAAACUCUUAAUGUGGAGCUGCUUAACAUGAAAGAAGAAAAUCACUGGCUGAGGAAACAAAAUGCUUUGUACAGCAGGAAAAAGGAGCAAUAUAAGCAUGAAAUUAACCGCCUUAAUCAGGUUCUUGAAGCUAUAAAGAAAGACAGUUUACAGAAGUGCCAGGUGUGUUUAAAGCCAACAAAUAGCAACACAGAUUAUGAAGAACUAUUGACUCAGAAUGAGGUUCUCAAAGAGCAGAUUAAAAUAUAUGAAGAAGACUUUAAAAGAGAAAGAGCUGACAGAGAAAGAAUAAGUGAAGAGAAAGGGGAGCUACAGCAACUAAAUCAGUGGUUACUGUCCCAAUUCAGCAAGAUAAACACCGAGAAAAAAGAAAUGGCGCAUAAUAACCGAAGACAGCAUGUCCAGUCUCAGUUGUGCUGUCUGCCUACUGGGAAAUAUGGAAACCUUGAGCCCUUGGCACAGAAUGAAGACUGUGUAAACAGAACAUACCAUGAGUCCCACAAAAGGCAUUACACUCAUCACAAAACACAUGUUCCAGAUUACCAGUGGUAUGUUCCAGACCAGCUUCCUCCAGAUGUGCAGCAGAAGGAGAACGCAGCAAAAUUUCAACUAAAAUAAUUGACGACUUUGCUUUGGAACAUCCUGGCCUUAUAAUCAAGCUAUAUUUUGAAGUGAAGAAAAGCAUUUGAGAUUGGUGGGACCUUGUUGACACUGCUACGAUUGCCUGUUAUAUCCUUUGUUACCUCAGUGUUGGUAAUAUUCAUGCAUAAAAAUAUCAGUGAGGAAUUAAAUGUGUAACAAGCAAUAAAAAUAUCCCUAUUGAU
This is a messenger RNA of Xenopus tropicalis (tropical clawed frog), 2254 nucleotides long. RefSeq names its product TNFAIP3 interacting protein 3 (gene tnip3). NCBI's taxonomy places the organism in Eukaryota, Metazoa, Chordata, Amphibia, Anura, Pipidae. Gene Ontology annotation, biological process: regulation of canonical NF-kappaB signal transduction. The coding region runs from base 900 to 2048 and encodes 382 amino acids. Gene Ontology annotation, cellular component: cytoplasm. The transcript is spliced from 13 exons. The record is from RefSeq and is a predicted model, not a curated record.